CCCCUCGCGGCCCCCCUCUCAGCGGUUGCGCCGCUGAAGCAGCCAAGUGUCCCGCCCCCUCGUUGCCAUAACAACAGCAGUACACAACGCCUCCUUGCGCCUUUCCCCUCUUCCAAAACACUCUUUCCCUGUCGAGGCCAAGACCCUCUCCGGAACCUCAUUUUUAGUAGAGCAGAACCAGGGUCUGCGCCCCGUUGCGAAGGAUUGGGUGGAGCCUUCAGCAGGGAAAAAGAUGUCAGAUGAAGAGCUGGAAGACUUCGAGCCAGACCAGGAUGAUCUGGAAAAGGAAGAUGAUGAGAAGGAGACAGAAGAGUGGGAGGACUCCAGGAAGGAGGGAGAAGAGUACUCAGAGGAAUGGAUGCCCACCCCCCUCACGGAGGACAUGAUGAAGGAAGGGCUUUCUUUGCUCUGUAAGACGGGCAAUGGACUGGCUCACGCUUAUGUCAAGCUGGAGGUUAAAGAGAGGGACCUGACAGACAUCUACUUGUUGCGGUCCUACAUCCAUCUGCGCUAUGUGGAUGUUUCUGAGAACCACCUGACAGACUUGUCCCCACUCAAUUACCUUACCCACCUGCUCUGGCUCAAGGCUGAUGGCAACAAUCUGCGGAGCGCCCACCUGAAUGAACUGCCCUACCUGCAGAUUGCCAGUUUUGCCUAUAACCAGAUCACUGACACUGAGGGCAUCUCUCACCCUCGUCUGGGCAGCCUGGAUCUCAAAGGGAACCGCAUCCACAGGGUGACCGGUCUGGACCCCCAAAAGCUGAUCAGCCUGCACACACUGGAGCUUCAGGGGAACCAGCUGGACAGCACCUUGGGAAUCAACCUUCCUAAGCUGAAGAACCUCUUCCUGGCCCAGAACAUGCUGAAGAAGGUGGAGGGCUUGGAGCACCUAAGCAAUCUCACUACGUUGCACCUUCGAGACAACCAGAUUGAAACUCUGAGUGGCUUCUCCAAGGAAAUGACAUCGCUGCAGUAUCUCAACCUGAGAGGCAACAUGGUGACGCACCUCGGGGAGCUAGCCAAGCUCCGGGACCUGCCCAAGCUGCGGGCCUUGGUGCUUUUGGACAACCCGUGCGCAGAUGAGAAUGACUACCGCCAGGAGGCCCUGGUGCAGAUGGCACACCUCGAGCGCCUGGAUAAGGAUUUCUACGAGGAGGAGGAGCGGGCCGAAGCUGAUGAGAUCCGUCAGAGGUUGAAGGAGGCCCAGGAGCAGGAGGCUGAGGCUGAGUGCGACUCCAAACUGGAGCUGCCAUCCAUGUAGCUCUUUGAGCCUCCGGGGACAGAGAUCAAAGACACUGGCCCCAAGACCUGAGAAGACUUCCAGGUAGUGGUGCUGCCACAUUCACAUCCCUCAUCCUGAGUCAGAGCAUGCCUUCUCUUGCCCCAGACCUGGGAAUUCAUCACAACCUGCCGCCCAGGCUCUGUAAUGGGCACCUGGGCAGCGUCUGGGUGGGCCUGAGCCCUGCCUGGAACCUGGGUGUGUGUGUGUGUGUGUGUGUGUGUGUGUGCUGUUGGGGGCCGCCCUCAGGCAGGUGUAGGGGAAUCAGGCCCGGUUGGGCCCAGGGGAUGCUUGCAGAGUUGGCUGCAGAAGAGCUGCGGAGGCGGCUGGGUGUGUUAGGAACAGUUUGGUUUUCAAAUAAAGAGACAUUUUGAUA
This is a messenger RNA of Callorhinus ursinus (northern fur seal), 1655 nucleotides long. RefSeq names its product leucine rich repeat containing 23 (gene LRRC23). Gene Ontology annotation, molecular function: protein binding. The record is from RefSeq and is a predicted model, not a curated record. NCBI's taxonomy places the organism in Eukaryota, Metazoa, Chordata, Mammalia, Carnivora, Otariidae.